AAAGUCGUUUGGGAUUCGGCCAUUUUAAAGUUGCGCACUGGAGUAAAAUGGCGUCCUCCAUAGGAACUGUCACACGAUUUCGCUCGCUUUUCUUUUUCACGUCAACAGUGAAACAAUAUGUGUGUAACACACCAGGACGGAUUUUCAGAUCGUGUUUCUCUGGCCGUGCCCAGAGCAGGAGCAGCCUUUUCGAGCACUUUAAGGAGGGCUACAGUGAUAAACCUAAGCUGGACAUGCAGAGAAUCUGUGAACACACCGACCAAGUCAUUGCUGAGUUGGAGAACAGGAAAGGAGAUUUAGGGGCAGUCGAUGUCCGAGCUGUUAUAUCAGCGUGGAAGCAGCUGCAGGAGGUGCAGAAAGAGAUAAACGAGUUGGAGGAACAUAAGAAAAUGAUCAGUGACAAAGUCCGGACUCUUGUGGAGCAGCAUGACAAAAAAGUCCUGUCUGGUCUUAUGGCAUACAAGUCUUUGAGAGAAGAAGGCCGAAGGAUCAGAGUGAGGUUGAGUCAACUGUACUCACGACAGAGUGACUUGGAGGAGGAAUAUUAUUGUCGAGCUCUGAGGCUUCCCAACAGAACACAUCCAGAUGUGCCCAUUGGAGAUGAGAGCCAGGCAAAGGUUGUUGAAAUGUUCGGACAUAAAGCUGAGUUUGAAUUCGAAGCCAAAGGCCACCUUGAAAUUGGAGAAAAUCUGGAUAUCAUAAGACAACGGCGCCUUGCUCAUGUGUCAGGUCACAGGUCGUACUAUCUGAGGGGAGCAGGAGCCCAGCUUCAAAUUGCAUUACAGAACUUUGCUCUUGACCUCCUUCAGAAAAGGGGGUUUAUCCCAAUGGUUGUUCCAGACAUGCUGAAAGGAGUCGUGUUUGAGGGUUGUGGGAUGCAACCUUAUGCACAACACUCGCAGGUUUACUCCCUGGACCCAAGCCGCUUCCCCAACAUUAAUCUUGCUGGAACAGGUGAAGUCGGAGUUGCAGGUUACUUUAUGGACCAUGCUGUGAAUUUGAAAGACCUGCCAGUAAGGACAGUGUGCAGUAGCACAUGUUACCGAGCAGAAACUGAUACAGGCAGAGAAGCCUGGGGCCUCUACAGGGUUCAUCACUUUAACAAGGUGGAGAUGUUUGGUGUAACAGCAGAUGAAACUGGUCAGGAGAGUUCUCAGUUGCUGGAUGAGUUUGUGUUGUUGCAGAAGGAGAUUUUCUCUUCACUCAAGCUCCAUUUCAGAGUUUUAGACAUGCCCACUCAGGAGCUGGGGGCACCAGCCUUCAGGAAGUAUGACAUUGAAGCGUGGAUGCCAGGCCGUGAAAGUUAUGGCGAGAUCUCCAGUGCAUCUAACUGCACUGACUACCAGAGCCGGCGACUGAACAUUCUCUAUGAGAGAAAUGAUGGCAGUUAUAAGUAUGCACACACAGUGAAUGCUACAGCUUGUGCUAUUCCACGCACCAUUAUUGCACUUUUGGAAACACAUCAAACAAAAGAAGGAACUGUACAUGUUCCAGAUGUUUUGCAGCCUUACCUUGGCUUAGAGGUGAUUGGAAAGCCUUCAUACACUCCCCUGAAAUACAUCGGACCAAAUCAGCCCAACCGUACACCUCAUUCCAUUUCUAAAAGCUCCAACUAACAUUAAUUUUACAGUAAUGUUUGUAUGCACAGUUUUUUCUAUAUUUUUUGAAAGCCACAUUCAGGUUUUUGAUUGUUGAGUUUUGAUUGUUGCUGCUUGUUUGUCUCCAAUUACUGCUUUUGAGUUUCCACUGCCCACUACAUCAUUUUAAGGGCCUUUAGAGCCUUUUAUGUGCUGUGAAUAUGGAAAGAUUGUUGCAUUGCAGUUGUUUUUGUUUGUAAUUCCUAUUGGUGUGGGCUAGGCUUUUCCAGUUUAAAGAGUAGGCGAGGUCAUAAUAAAAUUACCAGCUGUGCAGUCGGGAACUGGUAAUCGCAAAAACUUAGUUAAACAUAACAGCACGUAAUGUUCAAGUAGCCGACAUUUUUCUUUGUUGAUCUGCACAGUGUUGACCAGGACAGCGCCAGUCAAAAAGGAAAAAACAAAACGUUGUAUUUUAUCACCUUUUAAUUAUCAUCAACAUUACCAUUAUUUGUAAAAUGUUUGAUUUUACACUUCGUUGUAUGCCUAUUUAAUUUUUGGGGGGUAAAAUUUCUUUUUUCUCUCUCUCUCUCUCGCUCUCCAUCACUCUCUCUCUCUCUCUCUCUCUCUCUUUUGGCCAAAAAAACGAAAACCGUUUUGACAAAUUUUGGCUGAAAUUCUUUGGUGCCAUCUUUAAUAAAUAUAGUAUACUGAUGUUAAAUAUACACUUGUGUAAUGUUUCCAAAGUCAAACAAACACUGAUAGAUUUUAUUUCACAUUAAUGAACUCGAAUUGUUCUCCAUUUACCUCUGCAGAAAGCGUUUGAGCCGCAGGGUUGAGAGUGCAUGAGAUUGGGGAUGGGGGUGCAAAUCAUUACAGAUUCACAUGUCUAUUGACUCAUCUCCCAUUUUACUUGGAGAAAAAUACUGCUCAUUUAGCAUAUGUUUGAAUGGUAACUUGUACUAGUGUUACCUUUCCACAUUUCUGCCUCCAGACUCUCAGAAGAGCCUCCAUUCUCGGAGAGCUCCAGAGCCGGAGUGCAAUAACUUUUUGCCAUUCUUGGGUAAUUUCCAUUUUUUUGAGUCUUUUCCCUUCACAGUGAUAAGUCAGAGGAGAGUGCUGCUGAGUGGAUGGCCUUUGUUCCAGUCAGUUUCACUGUGGGCUAAUGGACUAAAAAAAAAAAAAUGUCAACCCCCACCCCAAACUACAAUAACCAUAAUACAGUGCACCUAAACAUUAAC
This is a messenger RNA of Pangasianodon hypophthalmus (striped catfish), 2815 nucleotides long. RefSeq names its product seryl-tRNA synthetase 2, mitochondrial (gene sars2). Bases 48 to 1616 code for a protein of 522 amino acids. Gene Ontology annotation, cellular component: mitochondrion. The transcript is spliced from 16 exons. NCBI's taxonomy places the organism in Eukaryota, Metazoa, Chordata, Actinopteri, Siluriformes, Pangasiidae. The record is from RefSeq and is a predicted model, not a curated record. Gene Ontology annotation, molecular function: tRNA binding; ATP binding; serine-tRNA ligase activity. Gene Ontology annotation, biological process: mitochondrial seryl-tRNA aminoacylation.